AUGGUUUUCUUCAUUGAGCUGCUUGAGGACACAGAGCUGUAUAAAGUUGAAGAAGACUCAGAAUGCAACAGAAGCACCCCUGUGCAUGAGAUCGACACAUUAAAGGACAACCUAACAAAUGAAGGGAGCAACACUGCCCUGCAGACAACAGUAGACAAUGGCAAAAUUGAGCGACAGCAGGAUGAUGGGGAUGGAACCUCUCACAUGGAAUUGAGCCUGGGCUCACAACAGCAAAAUGGACAGAAUCAGCAGCAGUCCAAGCCAAAGCAGAAGCGUACGGGCUCUGAAUCUAAGUCAGGCAAGCCCUGUCGGGCACGAACUGCCUUUACUUAUGAGCAACUGGUUGCACUAGAGAACAAAUUCAAGUGUACCCGUUACCCGUCAGUAGGUGACCGCCUCAACCUGGCUGUGUCAUUGAGUCUCACUGAGACUCAGGUAAAAAUCUGGUUUCAGAACCGUCGUUAUAAAUGGAAAAAGCAGAACCCUGGUGCACACAAAAAUGUUGCUACAGGUGGCGGUGGCUGCGGACACUUGGGUGUGGUGGAGAGUGCUAUGGGCAGUGACUUGAGUACACUGAGCCCCCCACCACCCAUGGGUGGGCCACUUUCAGUGCAUACCACAUCCUAUCCAAGACACAUACCCAGUGGGCUUGUGUGUACCACAGAGCUGCCUUUUCUGGCCAGUCCUACAUCUGUACUCUCACCCUUUGCACUGGUUGCCCAGACCUAUGAAGCCCCAGCCUUCUAUGCCUCCCAAUUAUAG
Molecule: messenger RNA, 762 nt
Organism: Protopterus annectens (West African lungfish)
Lineage: Eukaryota; Metazoa; Chordata; Ceratodontiformes; Protopteridae
Product: NK1 transcription factor-related protein 1-like
Exons: 2
Coding region: 1-762 (253 amino acids)
Biological process (GO): cell differentiation; regulation of transcription by RNA polymerase II
Cellular component (GO): nucleus
Molecular function (GO): RNA polymerase II cis-regulatory region sequence-specific DNA binding; DNA-binding transcription factor activity, RNA polymerase II-specific
Source: RefSeq, a predicted model, not a curated record